Messenger RNA from Rhodamnia argentea, 1524 nucleotides. RefSeq lists its product as uncharacterized. The coding region runs from base 732 to 1478 and encodes 248 amino acids. The record is from RefSeq and is a predicted model, not a curated record. The transcript has 2 exons. Lineage: Eukaryota; Viridiplantae; Streptophyta; Magnoliopsida; Myrtales; Myrtaceae.
GCGGCUAGGUCGAACGCUCUCAGAAACUUGUUUAGUUGUCGUUUGUCUGUUGUCCUGGCACAUGAAUUUGGAUUCAAAUGGAUAAUGCUCAAUUCUGACCACCUUGUUGGACCAGUUCAACCAUUGUCUAACUUGCCAGAGCUGGAGCUUUGUUACAUCAAUCUAUGAAAAUUCGCUUGGCUCAGGUGGUGCGGCUGGGGCAAUUGGCUGACUGCUGAUCCUUCCCUAGACCCCUCCUUGUCUGCAUCUCAUCCAGUGUACCGGUCGAGUCGACCCGCAGGUUACCCUUUUAAACUAAUCAAGAAAGCGGGACGACAACUGUACAAUCCAACUUUCGUCCGGUUAGUUCAAAUCAGUUACUUGAUGAUCUCAGUCCCUCAUACUUUUACUAUGCUCCUUUCAUAAGACUGCUGUCAAAUGCAAAAGAAUGAUGCAGUUCAUGCCCAUGGGUUGAUUUUCUAUUCAAAUGGGCUAUAAUCUACAUGCUCAUCGGCGAUUUGCAGCAAAGAAGCACACAAACAGACGGUGGCCAGGAAGGGCGAGUCCAACUCGGCGCAUAUCAGCCUCAUGUUCUGAUUACCCCCAAGCUUUAUCCUCCCAGAUAUCGUAUGGAUUUGUUCUUUUCAAUGCUCCACACGGACCAAUUCAUCACCUGAAAGCGAGAACAGGAAAAUGACCCUCUUCUUCUUGCUCUGCCUCUCCUGAACUCAAUAGCAGAGCACAAGCCCCAAAUGGGUUGCAAGAUCAAUGCCUCGACCUCGCCGAUUCUGCGCAAACUCCCGGCAAUAAGAGCAAGAGUCGCUCCAAAAUCCAUCUCCUUCUUUUCUUCUUCCUACGCUCGAAAUGAUGGAGAACUCACUUCAACAGCCACAACCACUCAAUUCCAUCUCUCAAGACCGAAUGCUUACAAGGUGGACUUCAAGACCCUUGGGGCUUGCAAGCUCGGCAUCUCCAGAUAUCCCGAUUUCGAGUACAAUGCUCACGGAGGUACCGGAAGUGGGCACGGCUCGGUGGCAUCGAACGGCAACCCGACCGGAGAAAUAUCGGUAUCUUUCGACCCCGACACGCUUUCCAUCCCGCCAUUGACGAGCGUGACUACUAAAUUCCUGGGAUUGCCGUUGCCGCCUUUCCUGAGGAUAGACAUAGUUCCACAGCUGUUUGAAGGCAGGAUUUGCCAAGAAUCCGGCAAGGUCCAUCUUCAAUUCAAGGCGAAGUUUUGCUUCUCGGUCGGGAGCCUUUACAGAGCCCCGCCGCUGAUCGUCGAGACCGUGCUGACGUCGGAGGAAUCGAACGGGACGGUGAGAGGCGGCCGGGGAGAGAGACUGGACGAGGAAGGGAAUUGUAGAUUGGUGGGAGUGGCAAGCGUUGACCCCAUCGAUGACUUGUUGAUGAACUCGUUCCUAGGACUUCCUGCCGAGUGCAUCGCCAGCCUCAAUGCUGUCAUAUCUCUCUCUAGUUCAUCAUCAUCAUCAUCAUAGGGACAUUUUGCUUUUGUAAUGUCAUACGAUAUGUUCAUUUGCUCUA